Molecule: messenger RNA, 1563 nt
Organism: Angiostrongylus costaricensis
Lineage: Eukaryota; Metazoa; Nematoda; Chromadorea; Rhabditida; Metastrongylidae
Source: the annotation of a GenBank genome assembly
AUGCUGAUCGAGUUGAUCAUCCAUGCAAUCUUGGAGAUAGCUGAACUAAGGCACAUUAAAGAAGUAGGUAUCUUUCGUUUAAUCGUUUUCUUUAUUGCGUUGUUGAUUUCAGAUAAUACUACGCUUCAUGGACCAAAGCGUAUUUUUCACGGCAAGAAAUGCUCGUUCGCUUUUUGGAUAGUUAUGAUGAUUACCUCAGUAGUGCUUUUGUUCAUGCAGACCGCUACACUAAUCUAUAUGUAUGUCAGUCAUCCUACAGUAUCUCAGGUGUCGUUUAUCAUGAAAGAAGAUGGCAUCGACUUCCCAAUGGUCACACUUUGUAACUACAAUCCGAUCAGGAAGACAUAUAUCGAGCGGCUUAAUGUGACUGGUGACUUUUCUGAUGACCUUCUUGACUAUCUUUUGGACUUCCUUAUAGAUGCAAGCACUUUGUAUGGUGCAGCAGACAGAGAAAUUCUUCAUAUAGGUGACAAAGCUCUUGAAAUCUACCAGAAGGCACAUCCAAACUUUACUGUUCAUGACUUCUUCAUGAAGGCUGGCCUUGAUUGUGAAGACAUUAUGAUGAUGUGUUCAUUUGGAGGACGUCGGUUCGAUUGUUGCCGUUAUGCGCAUGCGAUAUUGACAAAUCUUGGAAAGUGCUAUACGUCACCUUGCAGGUUACAAAUCGUUCUUGACUCGCAUCUCGAAGAACAGUUUGAUGGCACUGAUAAUGGUGCGGAUCCAGAAUUUAUUAACGUUUUUGAAAACGGAUAUCGAUACUAUGUGCAUGACCCCAGCACGAUACCCUAUCUGGCAUCGGAAGGUGUAAGCGUGUCGCCAACAAUGCGUGUAUAUUCGGCGAUUUCGACAAAUAGUUACGUAUUAUUGCCGUCGGAACGUUGGGGUAACUGCACAUCAAGUUGGCCACCAGAAUUUCAGAGCGCUCUACCCUACUCAGCGGUCAAUUGCGACUCGAUUUGUAAAGCAAACUUCUUCUUUUCAAAGUGUGGAUGCAGUCCUUUCACUUAUGACAUAGAAAAUUUUCCGAUGUGUUCUCCGUUUCAAACGGUUCGAUGUAUUGAUGACUAUAUAAGGAAACCAGCUGAAGGUGCUGAAUCUUUUGAAAUUCCAAAAUGUAAGUCAUGUCAAGUGGAAUGCGAAAGUGUGAUAUAUCAUACUUACAAUUCCUACGGGUACGGUUUCAGCAAUGGAGCGCUGUCAUGGCUCAGUAAGAAAAAUAGCUCUUGGACCAAAGCCCAUAUGAAAACAAAUUUUCUGGCCAUCAAUGUAUUCUUUCGCGACAUGUCGUAUACAGAAUAUAUGCAGCUUCAAGGUACAACUCUUACUGAAACUCUCAGCGAUAUCGGUGGAAAUAUGGGGAUGUUCCUAGGUAUGAGUAUGAUAACCUUAGUAGAAGUGAUUAUGUUUUUUGUCAAAAUCGUAUGGAUUACUAUCUCGAAGAAGAGGCGUGAUUACAUGUACCGAAAGAAGAUGCUAGAGAAGGUGAAUAUUUAUAUAAUAUUGAAUCUUUUCAAUGCUAGGUUUUUAUUUGCUCCCUAUUACAAUUUUCACGGCAGGGUAUAA